This is a messenger RNA of Lutra lutra (Eurasian river otter), 3664 nucleotides long. RefSeq names its product pleckstrin homology domain containing A5 (gene PLEKHA5). NCBI's taxonomy places the organism in Eukaryota, Metazoa, Chordata, Mammalia, Carnivora, Mustelidae. Gene Ontology annotation, cellular component: cytosol. Gene Ontology annotation, molecular function: phosphatidylinositol-3-phosphate binding; phosphatidylinositol-4-phosphate binding; phosphatidylinositol-5-phosphate binding. The transcript has 27 exons. The record is from RefSeq and is a predicted model, not a curated record. The coding region runs from base 199 to 3375 and encodes 1058 amino acids.
CUGGCGGGGCUGGCGGGGCGGGCGCCGCCCGAGGGGGUAGGGCGCGCGCGGGGGCGCGCCGGGCCGGGGAGGCGCGCUCCGGCCGCGCUCGCUCCGCGCUCCCCGCGCUCCCUCCGCUCGUCGCUCGCUCGCUCCCUCCUCCCUCGGCAGCCGCGGCGGCAGGCAGGAGAAGGCGGCGGCGGCGGCUGGGGAUCAGACAUGGCGGCGGAUCUGAACCUGGAGUGGAUCUGCUCCCUACCCCGCUCCUGGACUUACGGGAUCACCAGGGGCGGCCGAGUCUUCUUCAUCAACGAGGAGGCGAAGAGCACCACCUGGCUGCACCCCGUCACCGGCGAGGCCGUGGUUACCGGGCACCGGCGGCAGAGCGCAGAUUUGCCUACUGGCUGGGAAGAAGCAUAUACUUUUGAAGGUGCAAGAUACUAUAUAAACCACAAUGAAAGGAAAGUGACUUGUAAACAUCCAGUCACAGGACAGCCGUCACAGGACAAUUGUAUUUUUGUAGUGAAUGAACAGACCGUUGCAACCAUGACACCUGAAGAGAAGAAGGAACGACCUAUAAGCAUGAUAAACGAAGCUUCUAACUACAACAUGACUUCAGAUUAUGCGGCGCAUCCAAUGAGUCCUAUAGGCAGAACUUCACGAGCUUCAAAAAAAGUUCACAAUUUUGGAAAGAGAUCGAAUUCAAUUAAGAGGAACCCUAAUGCACCUGUGGUCAGACGAGGUUGGCUUUAUAAACAGGACAGUACUGGCAUGAAGCUGUGGAAAAAACGCUGGUUCGUGCUUUCUGACCUCUGCCUCUUUUAUUAUAGAGAUGAGAAAGAAGAGGGUAUCCUGGGAAGCAUACUCUUACCUAGUUUUCAAAUAGCUAUGCUUACCUCUGAGGACCACAUUAAUCGCAAAUACGCUUUUAAGGCAGCCCAUCCAAACAUGCGGACCUAUUAUUUCUGCACUGAUACAGGAAAGGAAAUGGAGUUGUGGAUGAAAGCCAUGUUAGACGCUGCCCUAGUACAGACAGAACCUGUGAAAAGAGUGGACAAGAUUACAUCUGAAAAUGCACCAACUAAAGAAAUCAAUAACUUCCCCAACCAUAGAGUGCUAAUUAAACCAGAGGUCCAAAAUAACCAGAAAAACAAGGAAAUAAGCAAAAGUGAAGAAAAAAAGGCAUUAGAAGCUGAAAAAUACGGAUUUCAGAAGGAUGGUCAAGAUAGACCUUUAACAAAAAUUAAUAGCGUAAAGUUGAAUUCGCUGCCAUCUGAAUAUGAGAGCGGGUCAACAUGCCCAGCUCAGACUGGACACUAUAGGCCAGUCAAUGUGAAUAGUUCGGAGAACAAAAUAGUCAAUGUCAGCCUGGCAGAUCUUAGAGGUGGAAAUCACCCAAGUACAGGGCCUUUACACACAGAGGCUGAUCGAGUCAUCCAGAGAACAAACUCGAUGCAACAGUUGGAACAAUGGAUUAAAAUCCAGAAGGGGAGGGGUCAUGAAGAAGAAACCAGGGGAGUAAUUUCUUAUCAGACAUUACCAAGAAAUAUGCCAAGCCACAGAGCCCAGGUUAUGGCUCGCUAUCCCGAGGGUUAUAGAACACUCCCAAGGAACAGCAAGACCAGGCCGGAAAGUAUCUGCAGUGUAACCCCUUCCACUCACGACCAAGCAGUAGGACCUGGAGCAGAAGAGAAACGGAGAUCAAUGAGAGAUGACACGAUGUGGCAGCUUUACGAAUGGCAGCAGCGUCAGUUCUAUAAUAAGCAGAGCACCCUCCCUCGUCAUGGUCCUUUGACCAGUCCCAAAACCAUGGUUAAUAUUUCUGAUCAGACCAUGCACUCUAUUCCCACAUCACCUUCCCAUGGGUCAAUAGCUGCUUAUCAGGGAUACUCCCCUCAACGAACGUACAGAUCAGAAGUCUCUUCCCCUAUUCAGAGAGGAGAUGUGACAAUAGAUCGCAGGCACAGGGCCCACCACCCUAAGCAUGUCUAUGUGCCUGACAGGAGGUCAAUGCCAGCUGGCCUGACUUUACAGUCUAUUAGUCCCCAGAGCCUCCAAGGCAAAACGCCAGAGGAGCUUACGCUGUUGCUAAUAAAGCUGAGACGGCAGCAGGCCGAACUGAAUAGUGUCCGGGAACACACGUUAGCACAGCUCAUGCAGCUGAAACUUGAGGCCCACAGCCCGAAGAAUGAAAUUCUUUCACAUCAUCUUCAAAGGAACACCAUAUAUUUGGAUCAUCAGAUGAAAGAAAAUGAACCUAUUAUCACCAUGGUUCACACAAUGAUUGAGAACUCGGCGCUAAGACCCCAACUGUACCAGCAAUUCUUAAGACAGAAGAGCAAGAUAAGUUUAUAUUGUCUGUCACAAGAUGAAUGUAGAGGCACGUUAUAUAAAUACAGACCUGAAGAAGUAGAUAUCGAUGCCAAGUUAAGCCGGUUGUGUGAACAAGAUAAAGUGGUACAUGCCCUGGAAGAGAAACUUCAGCAACUCCACAAGGAGAAAUACACGCUUGAGCAAGCUUUGCUAUCAGCCAGCCAAGAGAUAGAAAUGAAUGCAGAUAACCCAGCAGCCAUUCAGACUGUGGUGCUGCAGAGGGAUGACCUACAAAACGGACUGCUCAGUACAUGCAGAGAACUCUCCCGAGCCACUGCUGAACUGGAGCGAGCAUGGAGAGAAUAUGACAAGUUAGAAUACGAUGUAACUGUUACCAGGAACCAGAUGCAAGAACAACUAGAUCGUCUUGGUGAAGUUCAGACUGAAUCAGCAGGAAUUCAGCGUGCACAGAUUCAGAAAGAACUUUGGAGAAUUCAGGAUGUCAUGGAAGGACUGAGUAAACACAAACAGCAAAGAGGCACCACAGAAACAGGUAUGGCAGGGUCAAAGCCUUUCUCAACAGUUAAGUACAAAAAUGAGGAAGAGGAAGUAGUCCCACCUCGUCCUCCACUUCCUCGGUCCUAUGACUUUACAGAGCAGCCUCCCAUAAUCCCCCCUCUGCCCAGUGAUAGCAGCUCCUUGCUCUGUUAUAGCAGGGGCCCAGUCCAUCUGCCUGAAGAAAAGAAGAUUCAUCAAGUUCAAGGAUAUCCAAGAAAUGGAUCUCACUGUGGUCCAGAUUAUAGACUCUACAAGAGUGAACCUGAGUUAACAACAGUGGCAGAAGUUGAUGAAUCUAAUGGAGAAGAAAAAUCAGAACCUGUUUCAGAAAUAGAAACUUCCGUAAAAGGUUCCCACUUUCCUGUUGGAGUAGUUCCUCCCAGAACAAAAUCACCAACACCUGAAUCUUCGACAAUAGCCUCCUAUGUAACCUUAAGGAAAACUAAGAAGAUGAUGGAUUCAAGAACGGAACCGGCCGAGAAGUGCAGUGGAACAACUCUGUUUGGCAGAAAAUACCCGACCUAGGAUGACUGUGGAAGAGCAAAUGGAAAGAAUAAGGAGACAUCAGCAAGCAUGCUUGAGGGAAAAGAAAAAAGGAUUAAAUGUAUUGGUGCUUUAGACCAGUCACCCUUACAGAGUCCUUCAGGUUUAAGGGAUAAUCCAUUCAGGAUUACCCAGACUCGAAGAAGGAUGAUAACGUUAAGGAAAUGGAUACAGUCCAUUAGAGAAAAUGAUGUGAACCCAAACCAUGAAACUCCUGCAGCAGAAAUUGUUCGACUAAAAGAAGCUGAACCUCAAGAUACGGAUUUCAACA